CUGACAAUACCCAAAAACCCUUUCCCCGACCGAUCGCCCUUCCUUCCCCUUUCCCUAACGCUUAGCACACAAAAGAUGGCUUCGGCGAUUCAACCCACGCCGCUCUCGUCGUACGUCGGCUUCGACAGCCUGCCCGGCCAGAUCGAGCAGAAGCUGCUCAAGCGCGGCUUCCAGUUCAACGUCAUGGUCGUCGGCCAGACGGGCCUGGGCAAGUCGACGCUCAUCAACACCCUCUUUGCAUCGCACCUCAUCGACUCAAAGGGACGGCUCGAGGCCUACGAGACGCCCCGCUCGACGACGGAGAUCCACCCCGUCAGCCACUUGAUUGUGGAAAACGGCGUCAAGCUUCGGUUGAACAUUGUCGACACACCCGGAUAUGGCGACCAGGUCAACAAUGAGAACUGCUGGGACCCAAUCAUCAAGUACAUCAAGGACCAGCACAGCGCCUACCUCCGAAAGGAGCUGACGGCCAUGCGCGACCGAUACAUCACCGACACCCGAAUCCACUGCUGCCUCUUUUUCAUCAACCCAACUGGACACGGCCUCCGACCGAUUGACGUGACUGUGAUGAAGAAGCUCUCGGACGUGGUUAAUGUCGUGCCCGUCAUCGCCAAGAGCGACAGCCUGACGCUCGAGGAGAGGGACCUGUUCAAGGAGCGGAUCCGCGCCGAGAUGCAGUACAACAACAUUCGUCUGUACCCCUUUGACGACGAAGAGCACGAGGAGGACGAGCGGGAGCUCAACGACCGGAUCAGGUCACUCAUCCCCUUUGCUGUCGUCGGAAGCGAGAGGACAGUUGUUAUUGACGGCAAGCAGGUGCGAGGCCGCAAGAACCGGUACGGCGUCGUCAAUGUGGAAAACGAGAACCACUGCGAGUUUGUGUUCCUGAGGAACUUCCUCACCCGCUCGCACCUCCAGGACCUCAUCGAGACCACCUCGGCCACGCACUACGAGUCUUUCCGAAGCCGCCAGCUCUUGGCACUCAAAGAGUCGAGCUCCAAGCAGCAGGCACAGCAGCAGCAAGCUCAGCAGCAACAGGCGCAGCCAAACGGCAUCUAAUCUGCGCUGUUUACCCCCCUUUGGUUUCUCAUUCCUUUUUU
Molecule: messenger RNA, 1100 nt
Organism: Acaromyces ingoldii
Lineage: Eukaryota; Fungi; Basidiomycota; Exobasidiomycetes; Exobasidiales; Cryptobasidiaceae
Product: putative CDC10-septin
Exons: 4
Coding region: 76-1059 (327 amino acids)
Biological process (GO): cytoskeleton-dependent cytokinesis
Cellular component (GO): septin ring; microtubule cytoskeleton; cell division site
Molecular function (GO): GTPase activity; molecular adaptor activity; GTP binding
Source: RefSeq, a predicted model, not a curated record